Messenger RNA from Protomyces lactucae-debilis, 1664 nucleotides. RefSeq lists its product as uncharacterized. The record is from RefSeq and is a predicted model, not a curated record. The transcript has a single exon. Lineage: Eukaryota; Fungi; Ascomycota; Taphrinomycetes; Taphrinales; Protomycetaceae. The coding region runs from base 156 to 1208 and encodes 350 amino acids.
UAGCGUCCGUAGCGGACAUCUAAUCAAAAAUCUAACACUGCCAUCCUUCUCCAUGACCAUCAAUUGACCUUGCCUCUUCUUUUGACGCCGCUUGCACCUGUAUUUCACCACACCCUCAAAGUCAGUUUCGAGGUAAAUGGACAAGUACAGGUCUAAUGAUGUCCAGAAGAGACCCUGAAGAGCAUCUGCCUGCUACGACUCUGCCUGAUGAGCUACAGAAAUGUGGUGGCUACUGUGGGCGAGUACUUAACGACGACGACUCCCACUUUUGCCCCUCAGAGCAACACACCGCUCUGUAUUGUUCUUCACCAUUGACGACACCUAUGUCGGCCGAAGAGGUGGUCAUCACCAAGCAGGCGUUCAAGGCCUUGCAAGGGCAAUUGGACCAUGUCAAGCUUCACCUGGGCCAGACGGACGCUCGGCUGCAAGCAUUGACGGCGCAGGUUGAGCUGUUGAAUGCCAACAUCCUCAACUUGGCUGGCACAGUCAAAUCGCUACAGCUUGCACCCGGACCUACUAUAGCGUUCACAAAGGCUCCAGCAGAAUUGCUGUUGCUUGUGUUCGCUGGAACCGAGCAAGUGCCCAUGCAGCUCGUGCUGAAUGACGAAUACAAGCUUGCAAUCCCCACGCCUCUUCCCUUUGUCUGGAGCACGGACUCUGAGGUGACGCAGAUGCAGGCUGCGAUCGAGUGGCUGAGAGCACUGGCCCUACCUGGCGUUUCUGUCCUUGAUGCACGUACUGUGCGUCUGCAUCACGUGGCGCCCAUUCCUCAAGCCGGCGGCGGCACACAGCUUCAAAAGUUUGAGGGAAGACCUGACCUGAUGCUCGUAUCCUAUCCUCAGCGCUACCUAGAGCUGAACUACUUACUCUCUGGUUCUGGAGGAAGAGCCCUCAUCGAGCUAAAAAAGAAUUGCUUCUACCACAACCCUGCUGUUGGCGAGCGAGUUCCUGUGCCAGCGCACAUGGACCAGGCACGACUCCAACUCGUGGCGGCAAACACCACCCGCAUACGUCCGCCGCAUAUGCUGGUCAUCCUGACUGAUUUGACAUCGGCAGCUUUCUUGAAGAUGGAAGAGGGCAAGGAUUCGUGGAGGUUUCACCUGUGCCAUGAUCCGAAGGAUUUCAUCGCCUGCAUGCAUCUUGCCAUGCAAGAAUUUGAAAGAGGCGAAGGACCAGGCAUCUUUUACGACUUCCCUGUAUCUACAUAAACCUUCGUAGUACAUCCUUACCCUGCUGGUGUGGCGACAUAGUUGCAAGUGAGCGUUCUGUUUGUGGUUCCGGCCCACUUUGUGACUGUGCAAUUGCGCGAUGGCUUUGGUGAAGUGUAGAACUACGCGACUGAUUCACGAUAUCCAAAACUACAAAUAGUGCUGAGUGCUUGCGCUGUAGGAAGUGCAGGUCGUUCAGGUGAAGGCGGAGGGCAUCAGAAACUGAGGUCCUUGCGGCGGCCAGACCUGCUCGCAGAAGUUGACGACAGAUGACAGAAUUUGCUGGCACCUCCAGUGUGCACGAUAUGAAGAAUGUUGAAGACAAGACUAUUCGCGCAUCACCAAAUCUCUUGCCGCCCACUCUUGAUGCGAAGGAAUCUUACAUGCAAGCUUGGUUCCAGCGCCUGGGCGAAGACAUCAGGCAGAUUCGCGAUCAAGUUCAGGAAUUGCAGGUUG